Molecule: messenger RNA, 2931 nt
Organism: Magallana angulata
Lineage: Eukaryota; Metazoa; Mollusca; Bivalvia; Ostreida; Ostreidae
Exons: 12
Coding region: 106-2931 (941 amino acids)
Biological process (GO): cell-cell adhesion; regulation of apoptotic process
Cellular component (GO): cell-cell junction
Molecular function (GO): cell adhesion molecule binding
Source: RefSeq, a predicted model, not a curated record
AAUCAGUAACAAUAAAACUUAGGAUUCAAAUGAAGAAGACGACAGUUUUAACAAAGCAAGGAUUUGAAAUAACAGGCUAUAUGAAUUAAGCUUACUCAUUGAAUAAUGACAUCGACGACUCUUUCACAGACACAAUUGAAUUUUGCGCGUUUUUCAAUUGUUAGCAUUGAUAUCAAUAAACUUACUCUCCAAGACAUUUUGACCAUAUUUAUACAGCCUAUAGAUCUAGACCAAGAGAUACAAAAUUGCGAUCCUUUAGUUAAAGGCAAAUACAAACUUAAUCCAGAUCAAAGGAAUACGUGUUGCAAUCCUCCCGAUUACAGCAAGUUUGAUAUUACUUUGCUGUACAGACUAAUCAGAAAUCUUUGCCCUUCACUUGAACCAACAAACAAGUGGGGAAACAAACCAGCAAGUAACGACUUGGAAGUUGGAGACGACAUCGAACGAAUCAGGUAUCUCAGAAACUCAAUCGUUGCACACUCUGCAUCGGCAGAAAUAUCCGACGACAAAUUCAAGGACCUCUGGAGUGAUGUAAAAUGUAUUAUCCAACGGUGUCAACAAUAUACAUCAAGCAAUGGAUGUACAACUGACUACAAUAAAAUGUUACAAGAUUUAGAGAGGAAAACGUUUACUUUUGAUGAGUAUACUUUUCGGAAAGGAUGUUCCGGAGCAAUUUGUGUAUUUGGAGAACCAGAAAUAUUUUGUGGAAAAACAGCUUGCUUUGAAGCUGAAAUUACACUAGAAGACGAUGUCUUUUUACCAGUCAGCUGGGAUAGAGUAGACGGAAUGCUUAGUAAACAAUUAGACGUAACAGAUGAGAAGUAUAGGGGAAGUGACAAUAGACGGCUCCUUAUCCACAACGUUUGUAAAGAUGAUGAAGCAGGAUACCAAGCUGUUCUCUCAAGAAAUUACGAUGUCAAAAUAUUAAGCAACAAAGUUUAUCUCCGUCCAAAGGGAGACCUUCCAUGUUUAGAGGAUUUGAAUGCUACUUCAAAGGAAGGAAAAAUAUACAUUCACUAUGUGUUUAAAGUCUCUGAAAACUCACCCAUCAAGGAUAUAAGAUGGACAAAAAAUAAUUCGGAGCUUCAAGUGCCAUGCGACAAAUAUCGUGGAGGAGAAAAAGCGGACAGUUGUUUUACAAUUUUAAUGGCAGGUGAAGAUGACAUGGGAUUAUAUACAUGUACAGUUUGGAAUGCUGUUGGAUCCGUUUCAAAAAACAUAAAGUUAGGCAUACCAAGUGCAGAUAUAGUAUCAACAUCGAACUCGAAGGUUGUUUGCGGAUCAGAUACUACAUUCGACUGCACUGUAUCUGGAAACCCUUCUCCUGAUGAAGUGAAAUGGCAACAUAGUCCUGACGGAAAAAAAAUUAUUGAUCUUGAUACUGAUACGGAUAAAUAUUUACGAAGCAGAAGUGAUAAAUGUUCACAUUCUCUCCUUGUACGGAAGGCUACUUUGAAACAACAAGGAUACUACCAAGUCGUUGUAUCAAAUAGCAUUGGAAAGUGCACAAGCAACAAACUUUUCUUACAAGUUACAGGAAGUAAGCCAAAUUUAUCUGAAGUGACAUGCUCUUUACAUGGCAACUCAGUGAAACUGAAAUGUGAUGUAUUCCUAUAUGACGAAUCACCUCCACUCAACUAUGUUUAUUGGACUAAGGGCGUUGAACAUAAAGUCAUUGCAACAAACGAUGAAAAAUAUUCGGGGGCGGACAUAAAAGACCCGUCACUGACUAUUUAUAACGUGAAUAAUGAUGAUGCUGGCGAGUACCAACUUAUUGCUGCCAACCCUGUUGGUGAGACGUGCAGCACAGUAAUAUUACUAGGUGUUCCAGAGGUUCUUUUGAAGGAAUGUAUCAAAAAAGAGGAUGGUAGCUUGCAGUUCACGAUGACAAUAAAAUCGGUACCAGUUCCGCAUUCUGUGAAAUGGACUAUUAAGGAAAAAAAUACCGACACUUUUGAACCCAUUAAUGUCAGUGCUGCAGAGUAUAUAGGGACAUCAAAUACUUUCCCUCACCCUGUGUUGGUUAUAAAACAAUUAGAAAAACUCGAUAAUUGCGUCUUCGAAAUAGAGGUUAAAAAUCGAAUUGGAGAGAACAAACGGGAGAUUUCAGGUAAAAAUAUUCAAGAAGAACAAAUGAGAGAAAAGAAGACGCUCGGAAAGUUUUAUGCUGAAGGUGGAAUUCGUAUUCCGUUUAGCAUUUGGCUCAGUGAAUUGGCAGAGAAAUUUCCUAAAGAAAAAAAUGAUCAACUUAAAUUCCUCAUUCAAACAUCUUACAAUAUUAAAGACGUCACAGAACUAGAGAAAGCAAAGAAUGCACAAGAUUGCUUCAAAAUUCUUUUAAGAGAAAACAUACUGAGUCCGACUGACGUUAUUCCAAUGCAGUUUUUGCUCAAAAGGACAAACUGUGAAGAACUAGAAAAGGAAUGCAUUGAAUAUGCAAAAGAGCGAAAGGCAAUGCAUUUUUACGAAAAACCACCAGAAAAUGGAUAUCGAAACGUUCGUUUCCACGUGGUAAGAUAUCUACAACAAUUUAGCACAGAAGAUGAAACUAAAAUUAGAGAAACCGUCUCUAGAAUAGUUGGUUGUAGUAUAGAAGACGUCCGUGUUAAUGGAUAUCUCUACUCGUCCAGUUUUUUCAUAGUCCUAUCUAUCAAAGAAAUUUACAUUGAGCGACUUUUUGAUAUGAAGCAACAUGACAAAGAGCAACUAAGCACACUAGGCAUCGACUAUUUCAAAGAUGACUUCAAAACUGUGCAAUUGCACACAGCAGAAGUUAAGGACAAAGACAAUGUUAUGGUUGAUCCAACAAAAAGUACGACUAAAUCAUCCAAAGAAUACUGCUACGGUGACAACGGUGAGGAUAAACUAAAACAAGCUGAUGAACUACUGGCACUCCUGACACAGCCAAUUCGUCGAACAAGGAAGAACUGA